AUGAUUGUAUCGUACAAAAGUGAAAUUGCUGAAAUCUUAUCCAAUAAUACUUUGAAAUAUGCGAUUUGCCUCGUAAAAUGUGCUGAAAAGUAUGUCGACAAGAAUAAUUUUUUGAAUUUUCUUAGUGAGCCUGAAAAUAGUCGUAAAAACUGGGGAUUCUAUCUUUGUAAACUUGCUUGCACAUUGCCCGAUUUCAAUGGAAUUUGGCUAAAACAAUUUAUUGAUGGUCAAUAUUGGUUUCAUCAUAGCGAAUUUCGUUCAAUAAUUUGUACCGAUUCAAUUAAUGAUUUAAAUGUCAAUAUUCAACUAAAAUUGAAUGUAUCGCUGGUAUAUGCACCUAAUAUUUUUGUGAUCGAAGUAAUUCAGCGAGAAGAAUCACAAUUUGACGUGUCAGCAGAGAAAGUCAUUGAUGUUACAUUCAGUUUCGCACCAGUAAUAAAAUUUAUUGUUUUAAAUGGAAUGUCAAAAAAAUUAUUUAAAUUCCGUGUUUCAACAGUUACGACACAUGGUGUUUCUUUUUUCCAAACUUACAGCAGCUGGUACUCUUUCCACAAUCUCCAAGGAUCUCAAGUUGAAUUAACUCCAGUGUUAAUGAAUGAGACAAUAGUGAAUGAUUCUGUUUGUGCGGUUUUCGGUUGGAAGAAUAACGCUGAAGUAAUUUCAUCAUGCUUGAUAACUGCAGAAAUUGUUUCUUAUGAUGAUAUGCAACAACAGCAUUUUUUAUUGAGUCACGACCGAUCUUUAUUCUUGUGUAAAUUACAAUUCGAGAAAGAAUACACCAUUCAAUUAUAUCCAACAGAAAAUAAUUUUAAGAGGAAAUUGCUUCGAAUUAAUCAAUUACGGUUUACAACCUCUCCUUGUCAUCUACUGGCCAAAACUAUAAAUGACUGUGUGGUUCUUGGAUAUUCAUUUACCGAUAUUUCAGCACCUUCACCGCCGUCCAGUUUGCAGUGGAAUUGGAUUGCACCAGAAUUUAUCAACAUAACUUGGGAAUAUUCUGGUACGAAACGAGAAACUGUGUUCUAUUUUGUUAUUAUAUUAAAGUCAUUGUUAACAAUCAUGAAAGAAAGUUAUAAAAACUCAGUCACUAUGACCUCUUUUGGCGUUGAAUGCAAUUUUGAGAUUGAAAUUCGUGCUUUUGAUUUUCAUAAUCGCUUCUCAGAAGCUUUCAUCGUGAAAUAUUAUGCUUCGGGCAUUUUUCAACCAAGGAGAUAUUCAUUUAUAAUUUGCUGCACUUGUUUCAUUCUUUUUUUAUGUGCUGUUUGCGUAGUUUUUGUUUAUUUUCGAGAGAAGCUAUAUGCAUUUAACUAUAAAAAGAAUGAAACGAAGGACCUUGGUAUUAUUAAUGUGAAUGAGCGCAGUAUUCAUGCCGAUAUUCAGUCAAUUGGCAAUGUCGAAUCAACUAACCAAGCACUACCAAGUACUGUUCAUUCUACUACUAUCAGUACCGAAGGUCAAAAUGUUGGAUGUGAACAGAGAUAUUACUUUAAUAUUGGAUGUGAGCAAAAAGGUUACGUUAAUGUUGAUCGCAUUUGUUAUAAAUGCGUCUCCCGCAUUUCUGCAAAUGAUCGGAAACGAAUAAACAAUUUUCGUUCAUUGUCAUGUGUUUCCCUCAAUAACUCAGUUUCUGAAAAUAAUUAUUUAAAAAACUCGAAAUAUCAGAAAGGUGAUCGAUACAAUAAUAUAUCAACAUAUUUUGGAACAAGAUCUUUUUUUCCGAAGUGGGUCAGUAUGGACGAGAUUGAAUUGAUCAAAAAACUUGGUUUUGGGAAUUUCGCGGCUGUAAAUAUGGUUCGAUGUAAAACAACAAAUAUGGUUGCAGCGUUGAAACUAUUGCACGCUACAAGAGGAUCAAAUCGUAAUAGAGAAGCGUUCAUUAAUGAAGCAAUAGCAUCCAAAAAUCUUUGUAGAUCAGGUCAUUCAAAUAUUAUACAAUUUAUCGCUUUUUGUCAUAGUAAUAAUUCUAUUAAUGAGCUUUGUGGUCUAUUAUAUGAAUAUUGUGAAGGUGGUGAUCUUAAAACUUUAUUAAAAAGAAUGCGAAAAAGAGCAGUCGAAUUAUUUCUAUUUGACGACAAUUUAUUUAGUAGUUUGUUUCAUGGAACCGUUGGUAGCAAUAUUUUCCUGUUUGUUGGUCAAACAAAAGAGGCACUUUCUGUUAGCACAACUCCGAACUCCGAAGCUAUAAUUGCCAGCUACCCAAUAUUCAUGGCUAUUGGCAAUAAUGAAAAAAUUUGCAAAUUGGUAUCCAACAUUGCAUCUGAACUAACCAAAUUUGCUUUUCACAUCGCGAAUGCUAUGGAUUAUAUCAGUUCGAGGCGAUAUGUGCAUCGCGAUAUCGCUGCCCGCAAUGUCUUACUUGCUCAUCCAUCGCUAUCUGAUCCUUUCCAAUGCAUGCCAUUACAAACUGCUAAGAUCGCUGAUUUCGGAUUAUGUAAAGCGUUAGGUGAAUCAAGCGACAUCAUCGAAAAUCGUCCAUGUUUUUUGCCGAUUAUGUGGUUACCUUAUGAAUUUUGGUUAGAUAACAAAUAUGGACUUCCUGGUGAUGUAUGGGAAUAUGGUUGUAUGCUAAUUGAAAUAGUAACUCUUGGUAGCAAUCCUCGUAUAGUGGUUAAGCGAAAUGACUUUUUUGCUCCUCGUGAAGAUAUAUCAGAAUAUAUAAGCAGCCUUUCAUCGGGAUUCGUUAUUUUGUAA
This is a messenger RNA of Dracunculus medinensis (Guinea worm), 2691 nucleotides long. Lineage: Eukaryota; Metazoa; Nematoda; Chromadorea; Rhabditida; Dracunculidae. The record is from the annotation of a GenBank genome assembly.